UCACGUCACAGUAUAGUUUGACGUCCCUGGACUUUCAACCGGAAGAGGGAAUAUAAACAAAUUAGUUGAAAUUUAGAAGAAUUGUCGAAGAGACAGUUUUCCAUCUGUAUUGUCGCUGAAAUAUUCGAUGUUUUUUAUGAACGGUGUAAUGUAAUUCGACAGACAAAGUGAUACAACUUUCAUUAUUUUUAAGAUCUCGGUGUGUCGACAGCAGGCAACAUACAUGGAUAUCCUCCCAGCUGCUAGCUAGCGUUAGCUAUACGGCUAAUCUCACUGCUUGAAAUACUAAGCGUUAACCAGCUGUACCAAUGCCUCAGGAGGGAGAGCCGUCUCUUCCUCUGGUCCGCUCCCUCAACAGUUUAAUACCCAUUAAUGUGGUGUUUCGUAACUUCAGUCCCCGUGUCGUGCGACCACUUUGGAUAAAUUACUACGGGGAACCUCAGGCAUACGUGGAUAUACAGCCAGGGGCGGGACGGGAGAUAGCCACCUUUAUCGGUCAUCCAUGGAUAUUCAGAGAUGCAGAUACUGAUGAGCCCCUGAGGGUGAACUGCAAGGAACUGUUUCUUCCCAAACCAGCAGAGGGUAGAAAUGCUAAUAUCACUUUACCAGUUCACAGCCUCAAAGAUCGUGCUCUUCAGGUCAUACGUCGUCUGGUACGAGCAGAAGACUACAGGAGGUUGGAAAUAGCACAGUGUCUCCAUGAGGAGCUGGAAGAUCAGCCGAGUGUAUUGAAAGAUCUCCAUCGCAUGAACCAGAGAGUUGAGCAGCAUCUGCUGGAGAGAAUCCAAUGCCAGGAGGAAUAAACUGGAUGGAAAGUCAUGUAUGGACAGCCAUAUUUUCUCCCACCAUUGAGUGAGCAGCUGUUUCAAAGAUUUCCUUAAAGGUCUUACAUUUUCUGAAAAGGAGUUUGAUCUGCUGUCUUUUGAAUUCACUUAUUGGCUUUGGACAAUGUCUUCCUCUGCAAAAAAAAAACCUGUAGCAAUGACCUUUUUCAGAAGAGGGGCUUUCAUUUAUCUUGAUGGCAGCAUAUUCAAUUGCAUAGUAUUUUGUUUGUACACGGUGUAAAAUGAUUUCAAUGUUUUUUCUAGAAUGGUUCAUUUUAACCAUUGAUUCCUAUCUGUUUUUGUUAACCUCAAAAAACCCUAUUUUAUCAUAGGAACAACAUCAAAAACACAUGUUUUUGUCUUGCAUAUUGUGGUUUAAUCAAUCUCUGGUCCUAAGGACAUGAAAUUAAAGUGUUUAUAGUUACAUUUGAUAGGAAUUGUGCUGUCAAUAUUUUUAUUGGGGGUGCCUGAGAUAAAGUGGUCUUGAAAAAUCCAGUUUAAUGCAUUUCCCCUUCAAUUUCCCUUAAAUGUUUCCUUGUUAUCCUAGCUGUCAAAUUGAACAGCCAAGGCUGAGCUUAUCAGCAAUCAUCAAAAAGCUUUUGCUUUGGCACUUUACAUUUGGAGAAGAUGGAGUGAUUAUAGGUGUUCUCUCAAAUUCACACAUGGGCAUGUUAUCUUUUAAAAUUCGGUCUUGCAGCUUUAAUACUAUUGGGGAAACGAAAAUAAUCAAAAAGACUAGAUUGUGAAACACUGAAUGAGGAAUGUAUGCUUGCUUUCUUUUGCCUACUGUCAACAUUUUCUAACUGUAUUCAUUGUUACACAAAAACAAAUAAAAGAUGUAUUUCUUA
Eleginops maclovinus (Patagonian blennie) is the source of this 1672-nucleotide messenger RNA. It is a transcript of the gene vhl, whose product is annotated as von Hippel-Lindau tumor suppressor. NCBI's taxonomy places the organism in Eukaryota, Metazoa, Chordata, Actinopteri, Perciformes, Eleginopidae. The transcript has 3 exons. The record is from RefSeq and is a predicted model, not a curated record. The coding region runs from base 309 to 803 and encodes 164 amino acids.